UGAUCUCCCGUCACACUACACUUAACUGUGUUUAUAAAUGCAUGCCUUUGUCGCCUCUCUUCAUUCUCAUCCCUGCAACUUCCACUAUCUCAUCCAUCCAUCGCGAUGGCCAUUCCCAAGCCCUUGAAGGUCUACUUUCUUCCAUUCUUCGCACAAGGCCACUUGAUUCCUUUCUCUCAAUUCGCUAGGCUUUUUGCCGCACGUGGCGUCCACGUGACUAUCAUCACUACCCCAUUCAAUGCUCAGUUCCUUCAGAAAUUCAUCGACGAGGACAAAGGCUCCGGCCACCGCCUCGUCAUCGACAUUCACACCGUCACGUUCCCUUCCAAGAACGCUGAUCUUCCUGAAGGAACGGAGAACUUCUUCAACGUUAAGGAUGUUGAAACUGGUGUCAAGAUGUACAUCGCCGCCGCCUUGCUCCGAUCACAAGUCGAGCCUUUCAUCGAGCAAAACCCGCCCGACUGCAUCGUCUCCGACUUCAUCUUCACAUGGACCGGCGACCUGGCCUCAAGUCUGGGAAUCCCCAGGCUCACCUUCAACGCUUUCUGUACUUUCGCAGUUUGCAUGAUAGAUGCUGUACACAAGCACUUCAUUGAUAAAGACUCUUCAGAAUCUCUUGAUGGCGAUCAUAAAACUGAUCCAUUUGGCGCUGUAACUAAUAAACCUUCAGAAUCUCACGAUGAUCAUCAGUCGGAUGAUCCGUUUGUGGUUCCGGGUCUCCCCCACCCGAUUUCCCUCACCCUCCAACCUCCGAGGAGGUUCUUUAAGGAUCUCAAACGUGUACUAGACGCUGCUAUGAAAACCAGCUACGGGCUCAUCGUCAAUAACUUCACUGAUCUGGACUGUGAAGAGUACGUCGAUUACUACCGGAAAAUUAGUGGGCACAAGGUGUGGCACAUCGGACCAGCUUCUCUGAUGCUACAAAACACACUACCUCAAAAGAAUCAUCUUCUUCAUCAUCAUCAUCAACAAACAAGUGAUGACGAUCAUGAAUACAUAACAACAUGGCUCGACUCUAAGGAACCAAACUCUGUAGUGUUCAUCGGAUUUGGAAGCCUGUGUUAUUUCCCUGAUACUCAGCUCUUUGAGAUAGCAUGCGCGAUGGAAUCUUCUGGGCAUUCCUUUAUCUGGACGGUUCAUAAGGAAGACGACGAAGGUAAGAAAGCAUGGCUGCCAGAAGGGUUUGAAGAGAGAACGAAGAAGGAAAAGAAAGGGCUGAUCCUAACGAAAUGGGCCCCACAGGGGCUGAUACUGAACCAUCCGGCGACCGGAGGGUUUCUGUCGCACUGCGGAUGGACGUCAUUGACGGAGGCGGUGAGUGCAGGGGUUCCGUUGAUGACGUGGCCGAUGUUUGCGGAGCAGUUUUACAAUGAGAAACUGGUAACGCAGGUGCACGGCUUUGGGGUCGAGGUGGGCGCAGAGGAGUGGACCCGCACGCCGUACGAUGUGAUGCAGAAGGUGGUGAGUAGGGUUAAGAUUGAGAAUGCUGUGAGGAGGUUAAUGGACGGUGGAGAUGAAGCCGAUGAGGUGAGGAGGAAAGCCAGAGAGAUGAGAGACAGAGCGAGAGAAGCCGUUGAAGAAGGUGGGUCCUCUCAGAGAAAUUUAACGGCCCUGAUUGAAGAUCUUAGAGAACUUACUGUGAGUCGGAUUCCACAGUAAUUGUUGAGUUCAAAUAAUAGACUUGAGUCAUGAAUAAGUGGAUUAAGAUUCAGUAAGAUUUACUUUAUAUAUAAAAUAAAUGUUCGUUCUUCGUGCAAUAGGUUGUGGGGUUUUUUUUUUUUGGCCAAAAUAGGUUGUGGGGUUGAGAUGUGAUUGUUUCCUUGUAUUUGUAUUGCUGAUUCAAUUUUCCAUAUCUUGGCAAAAUGCGUCGGGCAUUGACUGACAUUUG
This is a messenger RNA of Prosopis cineraria, 1888 nucleotides long. RefSeq names its product probable UDP-glucosyl transferase 73B6. The record is from RefSeq and is a predicted model, not a curated record. Bases 106 to 1659 code for a protein of 517 amino acids. Lineage: Eukaryota; Viridiplantae; Streptophyta; Magnoliopsida; Fabales; Fabaceae. Gene Ontology annotation, molecular function: UDP-glycosyltransferase activity. The transcript has a single exon.